Molecule: messenger RNA, 270 nt
Organism: Gaeumannomyces tritici R3-111a-1
Lineage: Eukaryota; Fungi; Ascomycota; Sordariomycetes; Magnaporthales; Magnaporthaceae
Exons: 4
Coding region: 1-270 (89 amino acids)
Biological process (GO): mitochondrial electron transport, ubiquinol to cytochrome c
Source: RefSeq, a predicted model, not a curated record
AUGUUCGAGCAGGUGCCACCCGUUCAAAUGCUGAGGUUGUGCACCCCGCUGGGCACCCACUCAGACGAGGGAGCUAUGGACUUCAGCCGCCACACCCGUGCCCUGUUCAGGCGCAAUGCCGUGAUGCUCGGCGCCGUCUUCGCCGGUGCCUUCGCAUGGGAGAUGGGCUACGACUCGGUCAUGAACAGGGUCUGGGACAACAUGAACAGGGGGCGCCAAUGGAAGGAUAUCCGCCACAAGUAUGCGGAGGCUGUCGAGGACGACGAGUAA